Molecule: messenger RNA, 2178 nt
Organism: Arvicola amphibius (Eurasian water vole)
Lineage: Eukaryota; Metazoa; Chordata; Mammalia; Rodentia; Cricetidae
Product: DDB1- and CUL4-associated factor 8-like
Cellular component (GO): cytoplasm; Cul4-RING E3 ubiquitin ligase complex
Molecular function (GO): protein binding
Source: RefSeq, a predicted model, not a curated record
AUGUCGUCCCAAAAGAGCUACUCAGAUGCGGUGGAGAAGUCUGCUUCUGCGAAUAAAAGCCUGCUCCGCUGCUUGGGUGAGACUGCUGGUGCCUUAGCGGACACAGAGACAGUUUCUGAUACAAAAACCAAUGGUCCAGAAACGAGUCCGACACCAAGCAGCAAUGUUGCGGGCUCUGGAGUUAACAGUGUUUCCAGCCCUCAAGGUACUGACUCACAAGAUUCUGGAAACGGUGUGACCAGGGUGGUUACCGAUAAUGACAAAGAGGAUGACGAGCACGGUGAUGACGAUGACGAUAGCCAUCCAGACAUGGAGGACUCUGACAGUACUAUCAGCAGUGGGGAAAGCUCCUCCAGCCAGCAAGAGUUGGAGGAAGGUGAGGUUGUGGGAUGCCUAUUUUACCCCAAUGAGCUGGAGCCAGGUGAGGUUGUGGUUGAGGAGGGAAUGCAAAGCCAGUUCUGUCACGUCCACUAUGAGUUGGAGCCUGGCGAGGUUGUGGAUGAGGAGGCAGUGCAACGCCAGGUCUAUCACCGCCAGUAUGAUUUGGAGCCUGGUGAGGUUUUGCAUGAGAAGGCAGUGCGAAGCCAGUUUUUCCACCACCAAAACCGUGAGUUGGAGCCUGGUGAAGUUGUGGAUGAGAAUACAGGGUCUGAAAUGUGUGGACAGUCCAGCGAGUCCAGCGAGUCCAGUGAGUCCAGUGACUCCAGCGAGUCCAGUGAGUCCAGUGACUCCAGUGAGUCCAGUGAGUCCAGUAAGGACAACAGUGAGCAAUAUGAUAUUGAAGAAGACAGUUCAAUAGAUGAUUGGAUGGCUUUAGAGACAUCUCCUCUUCCGAGACCUCGAUGGAAAGUCCUUAAUGCCCUUCGUGAUAGGCAGCUGGGUUCAAGUGCCCGCUUUGUGUAUGAGGCCUGUGGGGCAAGAGUAUUUGUGCAGCGUUUCUUGCAACAAUAUAUUUUUGAAGGCCAUUCUGCGUGUGUGAACACUGUUCAUUUUAACCAACAUGGCACCCUGCUGGCUAGUGGCAGUAAUGACCUAAAAGUGAUCCUGUGGGACUGGCUUCAUCAGCGACAAGUAUGGAACUUUCAUAGUGGCUUCAAAAAUAAUGUCCUACAGGUUGCAUUUCUUCCUAAUUGUAGCGAUGCCAUUUUGGCCAUGUGUGGCCGUGAUGGACAGGUGCGCAUUGCACACCUCGCUGCUAUACCAGGCACCCGGAUGACUAAGUGUUUGGUGAAGCAUGAUGGAGCAUCUCAUAGAUUGGCUUUAGAGCCAGACUCCCCUUUUAGUUUCUUAACAUCAAGUGAAGAUGCAGUUGUUUUCAGUAUUGACCUCAGACAAGUACGCCCAGCUUGGAAGACGGUGGUAACUAAAGAAGAUGGUAAGAAAGUGGGACUGUAUACAAUCUUUGUGAAUCCUUCCAACUUCCACCAAUUUGCUGUAGGUGGGCAAGAUCAGUUUGUGAGAAUUUAUGACCGGAGGAAAAUUCAUGAGAAUGUGAACAAUGGAGUUCUCAAAAAAUUCUGUCCUCAUCACCUCAUAAACACUAAUUAUCCAGCAUACAUCACCUCUCUAAUGUAUAGCUAUGAUGGCUCAGAGGUCCUGGUUAGCUACAAUGAUGAAGAUAUUUACAUUUUCAACUCUUCUGAUAGUGACAGAGCUGAGUAUGUUAAGAGAUAUAAAGGACACAGAAAUAAUGCCACAGUGAAAGGUGUAAAUUUCUAUGGCCCCAGAAGUGAAUUUGUGAUGAGUGGUAGUGAUUGUGGGCACAUCUUCAUCUGGGAAAAGUCAUCCAGCCAGAUUGUUCAGUUCUUGGAUGCAGAUAAAGGAGGAAUAAUAAACUGUAUUGAUCCCCAUCCUUACCUACCUAUGCUGGCAUCCAGUGGCCUAGACCACGAGGUCAAGAUCUGGGCACCUAUAGCUGGAUCUUCCACAAAUCUUACUGGAUUAAAGAAAAUGGUUAAAAUUAAUAAAGUGAAACAAGAUAAUUUUAACUUACACCACCCUUCCCCGUUUGACAACCACAUGCUCUGGUUCCUCAUGAGUCAACUACAGGCAAAUAACCAGCACAAUUGGAGAGAUAUUAGAAUUGAAGUUAGAGGAGCAGAUUUCAAUGACUAUUCCAGUACCUCUGAGGAGGAAGAAAACCAAAACCAAUAUGAUCAACGGUAUCAGACAUCCUAA